UCCCUGGACUGGCACACACACACACACACACACAAACUCAUCAGUGUGACCUGUCCCUGGGGGCAGUUUUCCAGUUCUACCAGCUCUCCAGUUCCCAGCGAGGAAGCCUUUCUGAGAUGGAGGAGCGGCUGGGGAACCUCUCAGGAGAGCUGCAGGCGCUGCGCGCGCACAGCCGCACGCUGGCGGGGAGUCUGCAGAGGGUGGCCGAGAGACUGUGCCGGGAGCUGUACGACAAACACGCAGGACACAGGUGCAGCCCGUGCCCGGACACAUGGUGGUGGCAGGGAGCCAGGUGCUACAAGUUCUCCGGAGACAGCCGCAGCUGGCAAGGCUGCCAGUCCUACUGCGAGGCGGAGAACGCCACCAUGCUGAAGAUUGACACGCAGGACGUUCUGGUAAGUGCCGGGUCUUCCUAGGGUUGGAAGAGGAUGGUAAGAGCAACACCUCCAGGCACAGGGGCUCACGCCGGUCACCCCAGCAACUCGGGAGGCUGAGAGCUGAGGAUCACGGUUCAAAGCCAGCCCAGGCAGGGAAGUCUGUGA
This is a messenger RNA of Dipodomys ordii (Ord's kangaroo rat), 542 nucleotides long. It is a transcript of the gene Clec1a, whose product is annotated as C-type lectin domain family 1, member A. Lineage: Eukaryota; Metazoa; Chordata; Mammalia; Rodentia; Heteromyidae. The record is from RefSeq and is a predicted model, not a curated record. The transcript has 2 exons. The coding region runs from base 117 to 416 and encodes 99 amino acids. Gene Ontology annotation, molecular function: signaling receptor regulator activity.